AUGGCCCAGGAACGGGGAGAACCCAUCGCCAACUACUUGAACAGGUUCAAGGAAAAGCUGACAAAGGUCAACGUCCCGGAGGAUGCGGCAAUGGCAGCCUUCAGAAAGGGCCUGAUCCCUGGAUCACCAUUACGAAAGGACCUCAACAUCCGGGAACCCAAGGACCUCGAUGACGCGCUGCAUCGAGCCUCCAGAUUCGCACUGGACGAGGAGGAGGAAGCCCGAAUAGCCGCAAAAACCCAGGACGAACAACCAUCGCAUCCCCCUAAGGUUAAAAACCGGGUCGAACACCACGAGCCCCGCAAGCACCAUGAACCUCAAGAUCGCAAAAAGGGGGUCAUCCACGCAGUCUCCGAGGUGGACGAUCAAGAGAAGCAGCCAUCCGAUCCGAAGGAACUCUACUGUGAUUUUCACACAUACCCCGGUCACUCCACACAAGAGUGCGUCCACCUGAAAAACUACCUGUACGUGAAGUAUCUCUCCGGAGAAGUUGAAGCUACUUAUCAGCCAAAAAGCGCUCGUGGAGGCAGAGGUCGCCGAGGGGGAUGGCGCGGAGGACGAUCUAACCGAGGCCAUGGUGCAGGCGGCGGACGGGGUUAUGAUGGACCACCCAACGCAGCCCAACAGCUGGUCAACCAAGCACCCGCCAAUCAUCAGGAGGAGGCGCCCCAAGCAGACGAACUGCCUGGCCCUCCCAAACGACAGAGGGGACAAAACCCGGAGCGGGUCAAUUCUCCUCCCCGUGGACGAAUAACCACGAUACUUGGUCCACCAGAGGACUGCGCAGACUCCGUUCGCGCACUAAAAAAGAGGCACGACAAGUUUGCGUCCUUCAAACUGCUCCGAGCGAGCCUUCACUCUGUUCGGACCCGAUAUCAUUCACUUUGGAGGAUGCCAAAGGGAUCCAACACCCCCAUUCAGACCCUUUGGUUAUCGAAGUCUCGAUGGGCGACUUCGACGUCGAGCGAGUCCUGA
Messenger RNA from Camelina sativa (false flax), 975 nucleotides. Lineage: Eukaryota; Viridiplantae; Streptophyta; Magnoliopsida; Brassicales; Brassicaceae. The record is from RefSeq and is a predicted model, not a curated record.